AUGAAGGGGAACCGGUUUGAGGAGGUUGAGUUCAGUUUUAGCCACAUUGAGAUGGAGGUGCCUGUGAACAUACAAGUGGGGAUGUCUGAUGAGAAGUUUCCAAAUAUGAAUGUGGAGCUCGGGACUGAGGAGAAUGAAGAAAACAUUCUUGCAAACCAAAAAACAUCAGGAAAUGACUCCUCACGGAAUAGAGUUGUGCAAAAGGGAGAGCGUGUCAACACCAAACAGGGGGAAGAGUGUGUCAGCAUUGAGGAAGACUCUUCAAAAGACACAGAAAACAAUGAAGACAUGCAUCAAAAAGGGUGUCUCGAAAAGAAAUACGAUGCAGUUUGUGUUAUUUAUAAGAAACAUAAAACCACAAUUAGGUACAUCAUCUGGGGCAUAUUAUUAGCAGGUACAUAUGCCCCUGGAGCUGAAAGCUUCAAAUUUAGUUUUAGGAAGAGAGGAUGCAUGCCUGAGGGUGUUUUUGUUCACUGGAGACCUGUCUUUUGGGGAAUUGGGUUACAGUUUACUUUUGGACUCUUAAUUCUAAGGACAAAACCUGGUUUUGUAGCUUUUGACUGGUUGGGCAAACAAGUUCAGAUUUUCCUGGAGUACAGUGAUGCUGGUGCUUCAUUCGUCUUUGGUGAGAAAUACAAAGACCACUUCUUUGCAUUCAAGAUCCUGCCAAUUGUGAUUUUCUUCAGCACAGUCAUGUCGAUGCUCUACUACCUCAGGCUGAUGCAGUGGGUCGUUAGAAAGGUCGGAUGGGUAAUGCUAGUUACCAUGGGAACAUCUCCUAUUGAAUCUGUGGUUGCAUCUGGCAAUAUAUUUGUUGGACAGACAGAAUCUCCACUACUAGUUCGACCAUAUCUACCACACGUCACCAAGUCUGAGCUCCAUGCAAUCAUGACUGCUGGCUAUGCCACCAUUGCUGGAAGUGUCUUAGGUGCAUACAUUUCUUUUGGGGUUUCAUCCUCUCACUUGUUAACUGCUUCCGUUAUGUCAGCACCUGCAUCACUGGCUGUUGCUAAACUCUUUUGGCCUGAGACAGAAACACCUAAAAUAACCCUCAAGAAUGCCAUGAAAAUGGAAAAUGGUGAGUCGAAAAAUCUCCUGGAAGCCGCAACACAUGGUGCGUCCUCAUCCAUCUCCCUGGUGGCAAAUAUAACCGUGAAUCUGAUUGCCUUCCUGGCCCUGUUGUCUUUUCUGAAUUCAGCCCUGUCCUGGUUUGGAAACAUGUUUGACUAUCCACAGCUGAGUUUUGAGGUAAUUUGUUCCUACAUCUUCAUGCCCUUUUCCUUCAUGAUGGGGGUUGACUGGCAAGACAGUUUUAUGGUUGCCAAACUCAUAGGUUAUAAGACAUUCUUCAAUGAAUUUGUGGCUUACGAGAAGCUCUCAAGAUUUAUUCAGUUGAGGAAAGAAGCUGGACCCAAAUUUGUGAAUGGGCUGCAGCAAUAUAUGUCGAUUCGUUCUGAGACCAUUGCCACGUAUGCCCUCUGUGGCUUUGCCAAUGUUGGUUCCCUAGGAAUAGUGAUUGGCGGACUAACAUCCAUGGCUCCUUCCAGAAAGCAUGACAUCGCCUCAGGGGCAGUAAGAGCUCUGAUUGCAGGGACUAUGGCCUGCUUCAUGACAGCCUGCAUUGCAGGCAUUCUCUCUAGCUCUCCUAUGGACAUCAACUGCCAUCACAUUUUAGAGAAUGUCUUCAACCUCGGCUUACCUAGAAACACAAGCGAAGUAGUCUUUUGUUGCCAAAAUCUAUUCAACAGCAUUAUCAAUAAGGGUCCAGGUAUGGACAUCCCAGGAGGAAACCACAGCCUGUAUUCUUUGAAGGGCUGCUGCAAAUUGUUGAAUCCACAAACAUUUAACUGCAGUUGGAUCCCUAAUAUAGUUUGA
This is a messenger RNA of Orycteropus afer afer, 1875 nucleotides long. RefSeq names its product solute carrier family 28 member 3 (gene SLC28A3). The coding region runs from base 1 to 1875 and encodes 624 amino acids. Gene Ontology annotation, cellular component: membrane. The transcript is spliced from 17 exons. Lineage: Eukaryota; Metazoa; Chordata; Mammalia; Tubulidentata; Orycteropodidae. Gene Ontology annotation, molecular function: purine-specific nucleoside:sodium symporter activity; pyrimidine- and adenosine-specific:sodium symporter activity. Gene Ontology annotation, biological process: purine nucleoside transmembrane transport; pyrimidine nucleoside transport. The record is from RefSeq and is a predicted model, not a curated record.